UACGACAGGGAUAAAUUAAUUUUUGUUUACAGCUACGCAUCUCCAGAGACCGCCCACAUCUGGAGCCCUGCUGCCAGCAGCUCUCAGCUCGUGGCUACCGCAGGUUCAGUCAUCUGCCAGUCAGCAGAAACUAAGACUCCAGUCACUCCAGCUGGAGCGUGAACGGCUCAAACUGCGGCAACAAGAGAUAAUGCGUCAGCAAGAGCUGAUGAUGCGCCAGAGCACGACAGACUCAGGAAUGGACCCCUUUCUGUCCGGACUCACAGACCACGCGCGCCAGGAGUCGGCCGACAGUGGGCUGGGCAUGAGCAACAACUACAGUCUGCCACAUACACCUGAGGACUUUCUGUCCACCAUGGAUGACAACAUGGAUGGUGUCAGCGAGGGAGGAACCCCGGGGCCGGCAGAUAUCGCCUUGGACUCGCACGAGAUGACUUCUCUGACCGAUAACAUCGACUCUACGGAUGAUCUUGUUCCAUCUCUACAGUUGGCAGCUGAUGAUCCUAUAUUCCCUGCCAAUAUCUUCGGUGGAAGCAUUUUGUAAAUGAGCUUGGAGAAGAGUUCUCGUCGGACAUCUUGGAUGACGUUCAAGCACUAAUCAACCCCAAAGUGGACAAUGGGCUCACCUGGCUCUGAUCGGAACUAGCUGACUAUGUUCUCUUCUCUUUAGUUUGUAUCAAAGCAUUUUUACAGUUCUCUUAUCAUAUCGUAACUGUUAUAGAAGAUAUUCUACUUUUACACCAUUUUUAAAGGUUUUAAGGAUAUCAUGUGUUUGAUGAAGUAGCGUAAGGGAAUCGUUUGUUUGAACACUAUGAACUGUGCUCGUUUUCAAGUUUAAGUUUGUGUUUAAAAUAGAUGUUUAUUGCACUGUUAUGUAAUUCACCGAAAGCUAUAAGUCAUGUUGGUUUGCUAAUAAAACAGGCAGAGACAAUUUUUGAUAAUUUGAGAACGUUUCAUCCUAUUCUGUUAAUUAUUGUUGCUUCGAUUUCGUAACUUUUUUUCUGUAUUGUUAAGUUUAAUAGCCGUAUAUUGUGUUGAAACAGUCGCUUUGAUAAAAUUUGCAUUUGGAUUCAUUAUUACAUAGUUAUUGUAUUGUUAUAAUUUUAAUGAAAGUUGAAAGCUAUUAGGAAUAAGGUUUGAGAAAUUUAUAUUGUGUUUAGAGUCGGUAUUGUCUCUGUACUUAUGUUGUUAGACAAUGUACAUCCGUUGCUGGACUAUCACAAUUGAUUCUUCAGAAAAUUGUGGUUAAUAAUAAUUCAAAUCGAUGAAGAAUCGUUGGCCGUAAAUUAGGUCUAUAUUUUUAUAAUAUAAAAUGUAGAUUAUAUUUUGUAAAAAAUGCUACUCGAUGUAAGUUUAUAGAUUUUACAUAUUUAGAUACAUCUUCUGCAUCCAGCAUUACAAUAUAUAACUGAACAAGCAGUAUUAAAGGUAAGUGAGGGUCCAGCAGCUCCAGGUACAAAGUCCCCCACUGAGGCAGCUAUCUCUCUGGCUGCUCAUUGUUAUCAGUAUUUAGUUUAUCUACGUAUUACGUUUGUUGUUCUUUGUCAGAUGAUUAUUUUUGUUAUAAACUGAUUGUCGUAGCUGUUUGUAACGGUUCAGUAGUGGCCAGGCAGGGUUGCUCACCCUUGCGUACGCAAGUGUUGAGACAGCUGUGUCCGGCCGGAGUAGCGCUCACUUGUCUCCUUCGGAGCAAUAACGUAGCAAUAAAACAAUAUCUAGCUGACAAUAACCGUCACAGAUUGCUCAACCCCUUGCCUCCGUAACUAAUCCAUCCAUUGUCUGUGCCUUGCUGUUGUACAUAUAUUAGCAAUACUGUUAUACUCAUCUGUUAGUCGGUAAGUCAUUAUUACGUUCUAUGAUUGUAAUCAAAUUACAAAGAUGCAGCUAUGUUGUAGAUUAUGUUGUAACUAACAUAUCGCAAGGAAUUGCAAACAGACAAUCAUGUUUUUGUACAAAGCCAUAGUUGUAAGUCGUGUGCCUUCACCCUGUGUAAGGUAGUGUAGUUAGUGCCUUUCUCUCUCACCUUCGUGUCUUAUUCCGGGCACUAUCAGUCCGGAUGACUCUGCCUUUCGCUUAUAUACACUGUUUUGCACUGUCUGUCACUUUAUCCUGUUCGUUGAGAAAUAGUGUGGGAUUUUUACAUGAUAUGUAUAACUACAAUAAUAAAGAAAGUAUGAACAAGAAAUAUUCACAUUUAUUAUAUUGACUGAAAUUUAUGUUACAUGUUUGAAGAUGUAUAAUAGUUUUCUCAGAUUUACAGAUAUCCCGGGAUAAUUUUAAUUUCCUUUUUGAAAUUAAUUUAGAAUAUCUGCUUCAGUGAAUGUGUAAAUUUUAUACUGUAAUGUUGUUAGUUAGAAUUAAAGCAAAAUUCAGUUAGUUUGUCAACGGCUUUUUAUUUUGAACUUUAUUUAGAACAUUUACAAAAAUUUGAAAUAUUUAAACAAACUAUGUUUGAAGUACAGUAUACAGUAAGUAAAGUUAAAUUUUGAAACUAUUUCUCUUUCACCAUUGCUUAAAUCCCAUAUUUUAUUUAUUGCCAAUUUUAUUUCUAGUUCUGGAUCUGGCCAUUUUAUAGUAAUCUAGAUCUAGAUCUUUAUCUUUAUUAAUGAUUAUAAAAACACAAGUGACAUUAUUUAAUUAAGUAAGGGAGAUUUAUUUUUAAGAAAAAGAAAACUAAAACGUUUUAUUUUUAGAACUAUUUGCUAUUGCAUAGACUGAGGUUCAGUGGUUAUGAGAAAUACAUGUUUCAUCUUCUGUGAUAAUUUCGUUUAACAUGUUACAUGUCAUCCUCUUUGUCAUGAAUAAAAAGUAAAAAAAUCAAGGAACUGUCCAAUCUCUUUCGAGGUCCUCUGUGAAGAGUUUGGUUACUCAUUGAGAGGACAUUUUCUGAAUCAUUAUCACCGUAUACUUAACAAAACUGAUGAUAAAUGUUAGUAGCUGACAUGUUUCUUGGAUUAAAAAAUUGUAUAACCUAUUUUACCAUACAUGUGGCGAUGAUUAAAAAAUCUUGAAAAUUUGAAAGUUACACAGUGCAACAUGGUUAGCUGCACAUGCUUGUAAACAAGGGAUGCUUAGACUCGUAAAACUUGCCAGAAUUACAAGAGUAAACAAAAUAAUGGCCCUUACUUAAAAAAAGUUUUGUAUACACAAGUAAAAUAUAUCUUUUAUAUUUUUAUUAAAAAAAACUAAUGCAGACAAAUUAAGACACAACAAAAUUAAAAAGUCAUCAGAUGGUACUUAGGUGCUUUGGUUUUUAAAGACCAUUGCCAAAAUGUUUGUACUAAAAUACAAUAUUCAACUUAAGGCAUCUUUAUUUAUGUAUUCAGUUUACCUGAAUACAAGUUUUAAAUAAUUUAAAAUUAAAAUUAGCCUAGAUCUGAAUUCUGUAUUUUUGUGCUAAGUUCAGCACCAGCCUUUUGACUCUUUCAAACAAUUAUGGGUUCUUAGGGUUACACAACUGGUGUCAUAACUAAGUUUUCCAGUUGAAACUGCGUUGAAACAUUGCUCACACAUUUAAAUUCUAGAAAUAUUUCAGGGAGAUCCAACUUCAGUCUACUGGCAAUGUAGACUGUAGUGUACUACAGUUGGAAAUUACAGUUUAACAUCUGUUGACAAAAGAUUGCUUUCCACAGCAAAUAUAAGUAUUUCUGGAAUAUAAUUAAUUGUGUAAGCAAUGCUUCAACAUGGUAUAAACAGAAAAGCUUAAACGAUUCUUGUUCAAAUCGAAAUUAGUUAACAUUACAUCAGUCAGAUGGCUAUGUUGGAUCCUUUUGUACAGCUAACACCCAAGUCAUUUUUGCAUCAUCAGUGUUUUAUUGAAAAUUAUUCAGGGAAUAUUAAAGGUUCCGUAAUUGUCAUUCACACUUUGUUACUAAAAUAGAAGAUUGUAAUUAUUCAUUAAUAUUUCUGCUCUUCUGACGAUAACUCAAAUAAUCAGAGAAUUUAGUUCAUUUACUUCAAAUGUUACAGUUCCGAUGUCAAUAACCAACCAAUAAACGUUGAUGGCCAGAUCUAGAGUGAAAUGCCAUAUGAUUGCUGUUGCAAUUGUAAUGUAGAAUAUGUAAAGUUGCAGUAGUGACAGAGUAUCAAUAGUUUAGUGUUUUGUAUAGUUUUAGCUUAUAAACCAUCAAUAAAUUAGAUUAAGAUCACCGAACAUCGUAAAAUGAAUUGAAACACUUUCUGUCAUUACAAAGCUUGUACUAAAUGAUCACACUCAAAGAGGUUAUUGAACAUAAGUAAACAUGAUCAACAAUAUUAUUGUAUAUCCUAGAAAAUAUUUUUUAUGACUGUUAAAGGAAGGUAUUGUGAGUUUGUAUGUGUGUUAUAUUAGAUUAUUUUGGCUGAAAAUCUCAGUGGCAGAUUUUUUUAUACAAUUUUGGAAACAAAUUCUUUAUAAAAUAAUAGUAUUUUUGUAACAUGAAUGCCCCAACUUGAAUGUAGUAGUUGUUUUUUUUUACUUUAAUACGUAUUUAAAUAUAAAUAAGUAAAAUAAAGUGAAUAGCAAUAAAAACUAGGCACAGAGUAAGAAGAAUGAAGUGCCAAUUUUUUGUAGUAAGUAGCCUAUACCAAUGUAUAGUGUGAAGUUUGGCACGUUUGUAAGGGUUUGUCUUACAAUGAAAGCAAUAUCCAGUUAUUUGAGGUAAAAUUUAACUAUGGGAAGUAUAAGCCUGGUGACAAGCGUUCCUGUGUUAGUACCAUUGCCCCUAUUCCACCCAAUUCCUAGUACCACACGGAACACUUCAGAUUAUGUCAUAAUUACAUAUUACACGAACAGAAUGGUGCUGUAUUCCUACUUCAUUGUUGACUAUUAAAUGAAAUCUUUUAGGGAAGUGAGAAAUAAUUAUAAAAAUAAAUUUAAAAUCUGUUUCCUUGGACAUAAUUUAUUUUACAGAAAUAUUCAUAACUCAAUGCAUAUGUUCUUUAUGUACAAAACCAGGGCUCAAUUUCAGAGGAAUUAGAGGGCCUCCAUUGCUUCAAAUUCCCUCUAAAAAUUGCCUUUUGUCUACAAAAAUGAACAACAACAUUAAGUAUUAUUAUUAUUCAUUACCAUAAUGUGAAAAAAAUACACAACCGGAUAUAGUGCAUAUACAACUUGAUGAGCCGCAAAACAUUCAUAGUAUAAGCAAAUACUGAUCAGUUUUUUGUGUGCAUAACUAGAAUAGACUAGAACAAUCAUGGUCAAAUCAAUGACAACUUUGAUGAAACAUAGAUGAUCAUGAAAGUGUCUCUCUUUUGUUUUUUGGAGCCUUUAAAUAUGUAAAUAUUUAAAAAAUAUAUUGCAAAAACACAAAUUUUUCACAUUGUGGUUUGAACAUUCAAAUAAAAAAGGUACAUUGAAAGAGCCACAAUUUUAUGGAAAGGAGCACAAGAGAAGGCAAUGUUAUGCUUUAUGUGGAGAUCUUUCUACACCCUUAGAAUUUAAUAUUUAUUAUGUAAAUACUUUUUAAGGCAUCAUGGUCUGAAUGCAUAGAUUGAUCUCCCCUGGGCCGAUCUGGUAGCGUGUUCGUUAUAGAGCCGUACUCUUUUGUAGCUCCCAAUAUUUCAUUCUUAAAUUCUACGUAUAUGAUGGUUUUCUUAAUCUUUAAUUUGUAUAUCUGUAGCCUAUUUGUCAUAUCUAUUAAAUCUAAUAUUGCUGACAGUGUGUCAGGUCAGCGCAGUGUAGCAGCAGAAUUAGUAAAAACGCCUGAUGUUAUAUAGUGGUAGUACACAAGUAAUAUUAGUUAUUCAGGAAUAAAAAGCAUUUUAAGUUAUUAUUUCAAACAUGGUACUCUAAUGCAAGUAUUUUGCCAUAUGCACAUGCACUCACAGAGCUAUGCAUUAAACAGUUUGGGCUUGGAGACCUGAUUAUAACAGUCCUGUCAGAUUUCUUUUCAUCCAAAAAUUAACAAAGGAUACCAAACUGUUAGUAACAAUUUAUUUGAUCAAUUAAUGUAUGUUUUUGUUCAAACGAAUCCUGAAAUUGGUACGAAACAUUAAUAAAGUGGAUAUUAUAAUUUGAUUAGAUUUUAACGCCAUAUUUAUUUGCCAUACUGUAAUUUAAGAGUAAAUCAAUAUUCUUUAUGUUUUACAUCAAAAUAUCAUUGAUCAAGACUUGCGAGUGUAAUUUAUAUAGUGGAAGUGUAAACAGAUAGAUAGAUUUUCAGUUUAUGAAUGAAACUUAACAAUUCAGAAAUACUCACUUUUAUACUGCUACCUGCACUAAAUUACACCUAAAUUAUGACCUAAGGAAAUGUAAUAUGUUACACACGAAAAAGACCUUCUGAUAGGAGUAAAAAUCUUUCUUUACAAAAUUCAGUUUUGAGAUUCAGAAUACACGAUUCUUAAAUCAAUUUGAACAUUGAGUAACAUAGCCAAACUUAACACUCACACUUGUACUGUAAUGAGUAAUAAAUAUGUGGCGUGUUUUAAGUGCCAUGUGAAUUUUCCACCUAUUUCUAGACUUGAUUUAACUCUGCUCAUCUUAACACUUUUCCUGUAACAGUGAAGAAUUUGUUGGGAUGCAAAACAUUUGAUCCCAAAAUCUUAUUUGAGUGAUUCACAAUGUACAAUUUAUGAGUCAUUGAACACUAAGUAACUUAGUCAGACUUGAAACUUAGACUUGGACUGUAGUAGAUACGUGGCAUGCUCAAGUGCCAUGUGGAUUUUAUACUUACUUCUAGACUUGCUGUAAUUUUACUGAUCUUAACACUUUCUGUAAUGGUGGAUAAUUUGUUUGCGUCAAAAUCGAGUGAUCCAAAAAGGAAAAUUAUCAUUUGUCGAGCUUUGAUUAGACUUAGCCAGACUUGACACUCACACUUGGACUGUAAUGAGUCGUAGGAUAGUGGUGUGCUCAAGUGCCAUGUGGAUUUUACAUUUAUUUAUAGACUUGUAAUUUUACUCAUAAAAAAUGUUCUUUAAUCAUGAAACAUUUUCGGAUACAAAUAAUUUUAUCCUAAAAAUUCAAUUGAGUGAUCCACAAUGUAAAUCAUUAGUCAUUGAGCAUGAGUAGACUUAACCAGACUUGACACUCACACUUGGACUGUAAUGAGUAGUAUAUAGUGGUGUGCUCAAGUGCCAUGUGGUUUGUAUGUUUAUUUUUAGACCUGUAAUUUUACUCAUCUUAAAAUAUUUUUGUGAUUAUGAAAAGUCUGUUUGGAUUCAAAUAAUUUUAUCUUAAAAAUUCAAUAGAGUGAUUCAUAAUGUACAUUAUCAGUCACUGAUUAGACAGCCUGACUUGACACUCACACUUGGACUAUAAUGAGUAGUAGGUAGUGGCGUGCUCAAGUGCCAUGUAGAUAAUCCAAGUUUUAUUUGAAUUGUACUAGUUCUUAGAGUUACUAUAAAAUACAAAUAUGAAUAGAAAACAUUGCUUAAGUCAGCAUAAAUAAAUGGGAGUUGAUAUAAAAUUUGGUAUACCAUUCUUUUACAGUGAAUUGAUUUUUAUAGAAAACAUUAUUGUAUUUUACAUUUAUUUUGGCACUACAUUUGAUAUUUUGUAACUAUUUACUUGGUUUUAUGGCAUUUUAAGAUAAACGUAUGGACAAUUUUACCAAGCUAGCUUGAAGCUGAAGUAUGUAUGUAGCUCUUAUUUUUAUGAUUAAUACAAAUUAAAUAUGUCUUAUUCUUGAGUGCUGUGAAAUGUUUGUGAUGAGUGUUAACGGUUUCAGUUAUCAGAUUGUGUUAAUAAAAUGUUGUGUUAUUAAUCGGAAGUCAAUUGAUGAUCUUGUUAGAGAAUUGUUAAACUGAUUGUUAUAGUUCAAAUUUUGCAACUGCACUUUUGUGGGAGCAAGAUAUACAGUGGCCAUCUUACGUUUUAUGUUGAAGUUGUAGAAUAAUAUUUUAUGGCAACUUCAUGACUGCUGAUGGCAAUCAAUGUCAUGUUGAGUGGAAUUUGUUGUUGGCAUUUAAAAGAACCAAAGUAAAAUUAUAAAGUUGCUUUACUUUCAUGUUCGUAUCCGAUUUGAUUUAAAUUGAAAAUUUGUAAAGUUAUUAUUAAAACAAAUGAAAGUUGUGGCUUACUAACACUUCUGCUGCCUUACACUUACUGUGGUGUGCCUUGUAUCGUCUUGUAAAUAUUACAUUUAUACACUCUUGAUGUUUAUCAUUGUAUUUAUAAUUGAAUUUGUGUAUAUUGUUUAGCCAAAAUUUAUUCUUCUGUUUUGUACUCAGCAAUAACACUUCUGUCAAUAUUUUUUUGUAAAAUAUUGUGUCAUGUAUUAAAAAGAACUAUUGUUAUUAAAACUAACUAAUUAUAAAUAUAUAAUGCCUCUUGAUGUAAUGAUUCUAACAUACAGAACUUUCUUCUUUUAGUGUUUAAGCUUUUUAGGGAGGUUAUACUAUGACAGUCUUCAAUUAUUAUUUGUAUUACACAAUAAAUGCCUUGUUUUUCUAAGUA
Molecule: messenger RNA, 8374 nt
Organism: Homalodisca vitripennis (glassy-winged sharpshooter)
Lineage: Eukaryota; Metazoa; Arthropoda; Insecta; Hemiptera; Cicadellidae
Product: transcriptional coactivator YAP1-like
Exons: 5
Coding region: 191-544 (117 amino acids)
Biological process (GO): positive regulation of transcription by RNA polymerase II; hippo signaling
Cellular component (GO): cytoplasm; nucleus
Molecular function (GO): transcription coactivator activity
Source: RefSeq, a predicted model, not a curated record